AUGUUAUGUGUCACAUGGAAUGUUAGGGGGAUGAAUGAUCCCUUUAAAAUAAAAGAAAUCAAGAAUUUUCUGUAUAGUCACAAAGUAGCUGUGUGUGCUUUACUGGAGACUAGGGUGAGGGAACAGAAUGCAAACAAGGUUCAAGGGAAGUUAGGUAAAGACUGGAAGUGGUUGAAUAAUUAUUCUCACUCAGCAAGAGGGAGAAUAUGGAUAGGUUGGAGGCCAGCUUGGGUUAAUGUCACACUUACACAUACCCAGGAACAAUUGAUGGUAUGUGAUAUUCAAGAUCAAUCUCAUAAGAUAAAAAUGGUUGCUGUGUAUGGCCUUCACACAAUAGCUGAUAGGAAAAGUUUAUGGAGUGGGUUGCUACAAUGUGUUCAACAACAGGAUCCCAUGAUUAUAAUUGGUGAUUUCAAUGCUGUAUGCCACUCAAAUGAUAGGCUACAUGGGACCCUAAUUACUGAUGCAGAGACUGAAGAUUUUCAGCAAUUCUUAUUACAAUCAAAUUUGAUUGAGAGUAGGAGCACAGGGUCAUAUUACUCUUGGUCUAAUAGCAGCAUUGGAAGUGAUAGAGUACUGAGCAGAAUUGACAAAGCCUAUGUGAACCUAGUCUGGCUAGGAAUGUAUGCUGAGGUAAGUGUGCAAUACUUACCCCCUGGUAUCUCAGACCAUUCUCCUCUGUUAUUCAACUUGAUGACAGGGAGGCCACAAGGGGGGAAGCCUUUUAAGUUCAUGAAUGUAAUGGCUGAGCAAGAUGAGUUCUUAGAGACUGUGGAGAAAGCUUGGAGUUCUGUAAAUGGGAGAUUCAAGCUUCAGGCAGUAUGGUUGAAGCUCAAAGCUGUCAAGAGAGAGUUGAAGCAAAUGAAGACUCAGAAGAUUGGGCUGGCUCAUGAAAGUGAAGGAUUUAAGGCACCAACUCCAGGAAAUGCAGAGUCAGGGUGA
Beta vulgaris subsp. vulgaris (sugar beet) is the source of this 942-nucleotide messenger RNA. RefSeq lists its product as uncharacterized. The transcript has a single exon. Lineage: Eukaryota; Viridiplantae; Streptophyta; Magnoliopsida; Caryophyllales; Amaranthaceae. The record is from RefSeq and is a predicted model, not a curated record. Bases 1 to 942 code for a protein of 313 amino acids. Gene Ontology annotation, molecular function: catalytic activity.